UCAAGUGUUUUACUCAUCAAGUCAUUUUGAGUCUCUCUCCCUCCAAUAUGGGGACUUCUUCAUUGAUAAAUCUACUGAUUCUCCUAAACUUCAGCACUCUUUUUACUUCUUUGGCUUGCCCUACUUGCCCUUAUAUUCCUCCUCCUAAACCACCAAUUUCACCAUGUCCUCCAACAGAGUCUCCUCCACACACAAAACCACCCCAUAUGCCCGCCCCGAAACCACCAUCUUACCCUCAUAAACCACCUCAUCACUACAAACCUCCUAAACUACCUGUCACAAAACCGCCUCAUCCUCAUAAACCACCGAAACCUCCAGUAACAAAACCACCUCAUCAUCAUGAUCAUCCUUACAAACCACCUUACACUCCAAAACCAAUUGUUGGCCCACCUUACAGCCCACCAUACACACCAAAACCACCUCUUGUAAGCCCACCGUACACACCAAAACCCCCUAUUGCAAGCCCACCAUACACACCAAAACCCCCUGUUGUAAGUCCACCAUACAGCCCACCAUACACACCAAAACCACCUGUUGUAAGCCCACCAUACACACCGAAACCCCCUAUUGUAAGCCCACCAUACACACCAAAACCCCCUGUUGUAAGUCCACCAUACAGCCCACCAUACACACCAAAACCACCUGUUGUAAGCCCACCAUACAGCCCGCCAUACACACCAAAACCACCUGUUGUAAGCCCACCAUACAGCCCGCCAUACACACCAAAACCCCCUUUUGUAAGUCCUCCAUACACACCAAAACCCCCUGUUGUAAGUCCACCAUACACGCCAACACCACCUGUAGUAGUCCCACCUUACGUACCGGAACCACCGGAAGUGACCCCACCAACACCAGAAACACCAUGUCCACCACCAGCAGCAGCAACACAACCAACAUGCCCGAUGGAUGCAUUAAAAUUGGAUACAUGUGUUGAUGUAUUAGGUGGUCUUAUACACAUUGGUAUAGGAAGUGGUUCAAAGGAUGCUUGUUGUCCUGUUUUAGGUGGUCUUUUGGGCUUAGAUGCUGCUGUUUGCCUUUGUACUACUAUCAAAGCUAAACUUUUGAACAUUGAUAUCAUUCUUCCUAUUGCUCUUCAAGUUUUGAUUGAUUGCGGCAAAGCUCCUCCUUCCGAUUUUCAUUGUCCGGCUUAAUUUUACAAUGCAUUUCAAACAUCAAAAAAAUAUAAAUUCUAAUGUGAAGUUCUCAUGUUGAGUACUUUUUUUAAUAAUUAUUAUGUAGUUGUAUGUUUUUUUUUUGUAAGUUUUAAUUUUAGUAAAAUGGUACCUACAAAGAAA
Amaranthus tricolor (Joseph's coat) is the source of this 1295-nucleotide messenger RNA. RefSeq names its product 36.4 kDa proline-rich protein-like. The transcript has a single exon. Lineage: Eukaryota; Viridiplantae; Streptophyta; Magnoliopsida; Caryophyllales; Amaranthaceae. The record is from RefSeq and is a predicted model, not a curated record. The coding region runs from base 48 to 1151 and encodes 367 amino acids.